Messenger RNA from Prunus mume (Japanese apricot), 618 nucleotides. NCBI's taxonomy places the organism in Eukaryota, Viridiplantae, Streptophyta, Magnoliopsida, Rosales, Rosaceae. The record is from RefSeq and is a predicted model, not a curated record.
AUGGGAGUUCUACAAACUGAUAAAAGGGUGUUUAUUCAUCAAAGCAAGUAUGCAAAGUCCUUGCUUGUGAAGUUUGGCCUCAAAGAUUGUAAGUCAGUAACAAUUCCUCUACCCACUGGUGAGAAACUAAAGAAAGUUGAUGGAAGUGAGUUGGCUGAUGAAGGUCUGUUUAGAAAAAUUGUUGGCAGUCUGUUGUAUCUAACUGCAACCAAGCCUGAUAUAAUGUUUGCAGCCAGUUUGUUAUCAAGAUUUAUGCAUAGCCCCACAAAGAAGCACAUGGGAAUUGCAAAAAGGGUUCUCAUAUACAUUCAAGGCACUCUCAGCUAUGGCAUUGAAUUUACAAGGGACAAGAAUGCUAUUCUGAUUGGUUUUUGUAACUCUAAUUGGGCUGGCAGUGAAGAUGACAGUAGAAGCACAUCUGGAUAUGCAUUCAGUUUUGGUAGUGGAGUCUUUUCAUGGGCUUCAGUCAAGCAAAAUACAGUUGCAUUGUCAAUCGCAAAAGCUGAAUACGUCUCAGCAGCUGAGGCAACAGCUCAAGCUAUUUGGCUGAGGUUUGUAUUGGAUGAUUUUAGUGAAAUGCAAUCUGAUGCAACACCAUUGUUUUGUGACAACAUGUAG